AUGGGUAGAUGGCCGUUGAUAUCCAACGAAAUUGACGGAACCACUCCAAUCCCAGAGUUUGAUAACUUGUAUCUUGACAUGAACUCUAUUUUGCACACAUGUACGCAUACGAAUGACAGUUCGCUGUUGAGAAUGACCGACGAUCAGAUGUUUGGGGCUAUUUUUGCCUAUAUCGACCAUCUGUUCAACAUCAUCAAGCCUCACAAGGUGUUCUACAUGGCAAUCGAUGGUGUCGCCCCAAGAGCCAAGAUGAAUCAACAACGUGCCAGACGGUUCAGAAGUGCCGUUGAGGCAGAAGAGAACUUGGAAAAGGCCAUCAAGGAGGGUAAAGAGAUCCCAAAAGAGCCUCCGUUCGACUCCAACGCAAUUACUCCCGGCACGGAGUUUAUGGCCAAAUUGACACAAAACCUCAAGUUCUACAUUAACCAAAAAGCCUCUACAGACUCAAGAUGGCAGAACGUGCGUAUAAUUCUGUCGGGACAUGAAGUUCCCGGUGAAGGAGAACACAAGAUCAUGGACUUCAUUAGAACCCAAAAGGCCCAGCCAAAGUACGACCCAAAUACCAGGCAUUGUGUCUACGGUCUGGACGCCGACCUUAUCAUGUUGGGUCUUGUUGCUCACGAGCCCCAUUUUGCACUUUUAAGAGAAGAAGUGACGUUUGGUCCUAAAGCUCAGACUCCAACAGACGACUUGACCAAGCAAACUUUCUUCUUGCUGCAUAUUUCUUUAGUGAGAGAAUAUUUGGAGUUGGAAUUCCAGGAAUUGCAAGACCAAGUGUCUUUUGACUACGAUUUCGAACGAAUCAUUGACGACUUCAUUUUGAUCAUGUACAUGUUGGGAAAUGAUUUCCUUCCAAACUUGCCAGAUCUGCAUCUUAAUAAAGGUGCCUUCCCGCUUUUGAUUGAGACAUUCAAAGAGUCCAUUAAGGACAUGGACGGUUACAUUAACGAAUACGGAACUAUAAAUUUCCAGAGAUUGGGCAAAUGGCUCGAGUAUCUUUCGGUGUUCGAGCUUGAGAACUUUGAGAAAGGUGAAGUUGAUGUUGAAUGGUUCAACAAGCAGCUGGACAACAUUUCCAAGCAAGGUGUCAAGAAGAGACUCAGACAGGGAAAAGAGCUGGUUUUGAAACACCAAAAGAAGGUGGUCGGUCUGAUCAGAGAGUGGAUUUACCGUAUUUACUCCAGCAAGUUCGAUGUCAGAGAACUGUUGCAGGAUGAGUCGAAAGUCCCUGAACUGCCGUUGCCUCGUGAAUUCUUCGACAGCGACUUCAACAAGGACUUUAUCGGCAAGUUCCUCUUUGAGUUGGGCGUCGCUGUGAUUCACAGCAAGUCCAAAGACACCUACACCGCUAAAUUGGACGUUGACGGUCUCAAUCCUGACUGGACAGACGAGGAGUACUUUGAGAAAGUCGACGAGAUCAGAAAGACUAUCAAGAAAUACCAAUCUGCCAUUGUGGUGGAGGACGAAGAGACUCUGGAGUCUCAGAAGGAUCUGUAUGAUACCAGAUUUGUGAAGUGGAAGAACCAGUACUAUAAGCAGAAGGUUGGAUUCACUCUGGAUGACGACGAGAAGAUCAAAGACAUGACAGAGAACUAUCUUGAAGGUUUGCAAUGGGUUUUGCAUUACUACUUCAACGGUAUUUGCUCUUGGCCGUGGUAUUACAGAUAUCAUUAUGCUCCUCGUAUUUCCGAUGUCAGCAGAGGUUUGCAAGUGAAGAUCAACUUCGAAAAAGGUCAACCAUUCAAGCCAUUCCAGCAAUUGAUGGCUGUUUUGCCAGCCAGAUCCAGACAGUUGAUUCCUACUGUUUAUAGACCGUUGAUGACCGAUCCAACGUCGCCAAUCAUUGAUUUCUACCCUGAUGACUGUGCGAUUGAUAUGAACGGAAAGAAGGCGUCAUGGGAAGCCGUUGUUUUACUUUCUUUUGUUGACCAGAACAGACUGAUCGAGGCUAUGGCACCGUACGACUCUAAACUGUCUCCUGAGGAGAAGAUUAGAAACAGUUUCGGCAGCGAUCUGCAGUUCCAAUUCAACCCUCAAAUCAAGCAUUUGAUCAAGAGUCCUCUUCCAGCAUCGUUCAAUGACUUUGAGUCGCACUGCACUGAAGUGGAGUACCACCUUCCUUCUGUUGAUGGUCUCAAAUUCAGAUAUGGACUCUGUGAAGGUGCCAAGUCGGGAAGAGAAGCUUUGGCCGGGUUCCCUUCGUUGAAGACGAUUCCAUUGCAGUACAACUUGGAGUAUGCUAGUGUUUUGGUUUUCCAACAACCGUCCAGAGCCAUGACUCUUAUCCUUACGUUGGAGAACCUGUUCAAGGAUCUCACCGUGGAACAAUUUGCCAAGGAACGUGUUGGACAGAUAGUUUACACCAAAUGGCCUUUCCUCAGAGAGGCCAAAGUUAUUAGUGUUACAGACAAUUUGAUGAAAUACGAACGUGUCAAGACAGGUUCUGUGUUCAAGGUUGUUUCUUCUCCACUGGAAUCAUUUGAGAGAGACGACUUUGAAAAGACGAGAUCUCACAUCUACAAUAGACUCCAGACCAAACAAGGUGUGAGAUUCGAGACUGUGGAUUCUUCUAGUGAAGAGUCUUCUUCCAAAUCAAAGUCUCACAACAAGUCCAAUCCUAUUGAGGGACUAGUUUAUGUUAGAGCUGUGAAUGGAUUGAUCAGAAAUGAACACGGAGCAUUUGUCAAGACAUACUCCAAUGAAGUUGAAGUUUAUCCUAUCCAGUUGAUUGUUGAUGAGGUGAUCAACAAGGACACCAGAUUCGAGGCCAGACCACCUGUUCCUAUUGAAGAGGAGUUCCCAGUUAGUUCGACGGUUGUUUUCCUUGGUGCUUUUGCUUACGGUACUCCUGCUGAGGUUGUCACUCACGAAAACAACAAGUUGACUUUGAAGGUGUCCAAGAUACCUAAAAAAGCGGAGCCUAACUUUGGUUUAGUCAGAGCCAAGCAGGAAAGAGAGGCCAUCAGAUACCAUCCUUCGUCGAAUGUUGCCAGAAUCCUGAGAAUCAGUCCGCUGUUCCUGUCCAAGUUGACCUCGUCGUAUUCUGUUGAGGGACCAACCGGCAGAAGAUUGGAUCUUGGUCUUCCACUCAAGUUUGAAGGAAGAAAACUCAAGGUUCUUGGAUACACCAAGAGAAACGACAGAUUCUGGGAGUAUAGUGAUUUGGCAAUUAGUUUGAUCCAGGAGUACAUGAGGAAGUUCCCUGACGUUUUCAAAGCUCUGAUGAACCACAAGUCGUCAUCCAUUCCUCGUGCUAGCGAGGUGUUCAAGAUAUCUGAGCCAGAUAAACUCAAGGCCAAACUGGACGCUAUCAACGCUUUCCUGAAAGAGAAAAAGUCCACUUUUGUCACUGUGAGCUUGGAGUCUGAGGCAUUGACCAAGAUCGGUAUUGCUGAGGUUGAAGAUAAGAUCAUCGAGUACUCCAACAGUCCACAGGCUGUGGAUACCAAGGGAAUCAAGGGAAUUCCAAGAAGCGCGGUUUUGGUUCCUUCGCAGUCGUUCCAACUACUGAGAAAGCAACAUUUCUCGCUUGGUGACCGCGUGGUGUACGUUUUGGACUCUGGAAACGUUCCGCUAUUCUCCAAGGGAACCGUGGUUGGAAUCAGAUUGCUUGAGACCAAGGUGGAACUACAAGUUCUGUUUGACCAGCCAAUCUUGACCGGUAACAAGUUUGACGGCAGAUUGAAGACACAGAGAGGACUGACCUUGGACUCGUCUGUUUUGUUGAACAUCACAGACAAGCAGUUCAUCUUCCAUUCCAAGGCAUCUAAGAAGGUCAGCCAGGGAGAUAAGAGCGAGGCCAAGAAACGGUACUUGUUGAAGAAGAAGCAAGAGAAGGAGAACGAGACCAAGACCAAGAAGGAGCUGCUGAACGUGAUCAAGAAACAGGAGCCUUCUUCGGAGACUCCUUCAGAGCCUGUCAAGCCUGCCGAGUCUCAGCCUGUCCCAACUGCUAGUAAGAACGGAGUUGCACAGAACGUGUUCAACUCUGUCUUGGGCCAAACUUUGCUGCCAAACGCACAAUACGGUGUUCCGUUCCCUGUGAAAACCAACGCCAAUGCCUCACAGGAAUUGAUGGGACUGCUGAAUGGCCAGAAGGCCGGUCAGUCAAACGUUUCUAAAUAA
Messenger RNA from Ogataea philodendri, 4125 nucleotides. RefSeq lists its product as uncharacterized. Gene Ontology annotation, molecular function: 5'-3' RNA exonuclease activity; RNA binding. The transcript is spliced from 2 exons. NCBI's taxonomy places the organism in Eukaryota, Fungi, Ascomycota, Pichiomycetes, Pichiales, Pichiaceae. Bases 1 to 4125 code for a protein of 1374 amino acids. Gene Ontology annotation, biological process: nuclear-transcribed mRNA catabolic process; rRNA catabolic process. The record is from RefSeq and is a predicted model, not a curated record. Gene Ontology annotation, cellular component: nucleus.